AUGCCGUCACGCUUCUGCGCGUCUCCGUGUGUGGAGGAGGAGGCGGACUCGCCGAAAGUCAUUGCCUCGCUGCCGAGUUCCGGGGACUACGGGAGCUGCGGCGGCGCCAACGGCACCAAGAGCAUCGGCUCGUUCAGAGAGGUGACUGCGGUGCCUCCGCGCCCCGAGACAAAGUCCCUCUUGGCUCCUCCGUCCAGUCGUUUCUCGAAGAAGCGCCUGCUCGGAAAGAACGCCAAAGGGUUUGCGGAGGACGAGGUCUCGACGAUGCCGUCGGCGAACCGCGUGUUGAGCAGUCUGAUCGCCAUGCUGCAGGGCGUGGAGGUCCUCUGCAACUUGGCGAUUCUCUAUUUGUAUAAAGAUGACUUCAAGCUCGAUCCAGCGGUCAUGGGUGUCGUCAUGGGCGCGCUGAAGGUGCCCUGGACGGUGAAGCCUGUCUGGGCGAUGCUGAGUGACAACCUGCCGCUCUUUGGCUACCGCCGAAAGUCCUACAUUUUCCUCGGGUCCUUCUUCUGCGUCUGCGGGACUGUGGGCAUGGGGCUGAUCGGCUGCACCAACAUCUGGCUCGCGACCAGCUUCCUCUUCCUGUAUUUCGUUGGCAGCGCCAUGUGCAACGUCAUCGGCGAGGCUCUAGUCGUCGAGGCAGGCCGGAAGGACGCGUCAGAGGAGGGCACGGCGAAGACCGUUUCGGCUUUCUUUGCCUUCCGCAAACUCAGCUUCGCGAUCAUGUCCUACUUGAGCGGCCUCUUGCUCGACUACAUGGACAAAAGAUACGUCUUCCUCCUCGCCACGGCGCUCCCGCUCGCGGUGUUUCUUGCCAACUUCUUCCUCGUCGAGCCCUUCACAGAGGUCCUCCCGCUCCGCGAGCAACUAAGGCGCCUCAUGAGGGUGGUGCGCAGGCCCGCCCUCCUGCACUCCACACUCUUCAUCUUCAUCAUGAUGAGCACGCCGUCUGCAGGGUCGAUUAUGUUUUUUUUCAUGACGAACGAACUAAAGUUCGGGCCUGAACUGCUCGGUCGCAUGGCGCUCUUUCAGUCGAUCGCAAGCCUGGUCGGGAUCCUCACCUACAUGUGGUUUUUCAGCACCACGAGCCUCCGCAAGCUGCUCUUGGUCUCCACGAUCGUCGUCACGCCCUUCUGCUUGCUGCCGAUCGUUGUCGUUCAGCGGUGGAACGUGCUCAUCGGCAUUCCGGACACGGCCUUCGUCGUGACUGACACGGUGCUCAUGGAGUUUGUCGGAGAAUUCCAGGCAAUGCCCAUUCUUGUUUUGGCUGCGCGUCUCUGCCCGCCGGGACUCGAGUCGACGAUUUACUCCUUCCUGCUUUCGGCGUACAAUCUCGGCUUGGGCUUGGGCUCGCUCAUCUCUGCCGGCCUGACUGCGGCCUACGGUAUCUCCGCGACGAACUUUACGAACCUCAGCUCGCUCAUCGUAGUCUGCGCAGCGACCAACUUGAUUCCGCUCCUGCUGAUUUGGAUGGUUCCUGAUCGCAUUCCCGCGAUUGAGACUGCGGAGCUGAUCGACCCUUUCGCGAUGACGCCCACGGCGCUCUCCGAUGCGGAAGACGACGAGGACAGCCUCGAAGCUUCCACGCGCGCCAGCUCGGAUGUCGAGAAGGGCAGCACGCGGAACCGGAAGGCUCGGGGGCUGCCGACAGACAGCGACAGCACGGAUUCGGAGAAUCGCAGUUUGGCCUCUGGCCCCUUUUCUGCGGGCAGCUCUGAGAGGAACUGUGGCGGCGCGGCCUCCGACGAGGAGACAGGAGACUGUGGGGCGUUGGCGCCCGACGCGGUCGUCGCGGCCGCGAUGGAGUGCGGUGGGUCUGGCGAGUGCGUGCCGCGGCUGCGGAGCCACAAGGACUUGUAG
Besnoitia besnoiti is the source of this 1860-nucleotide messenger RNA. Its product is annotated as putative integral membrane protein. NCBI's taxonomy places the organism in Eukaryota, Apicomplexa, Conoidasida, Eucoccidiorida, Sarcocystidae. The transcript has 6 exons. Bases 1 to 1860 code for a protein of 619 amino acids. The record is from RefSeq and is a predicted model, not a curated record. Gene Ontology annotation, cellular component: membrane.